UGUAGCUAGGGUUUUUUGUGACGAUGGAGUCGCCCGCGACUGUGGAGGCGAUCUUCGAGGAUUUCCGGGGCAGGCGCGCGGGGAUCGUCAAGGCGCUCACAACGGAUGUCUCGAUCUUUUGCGACGAAUGCGAUCCAGUCAAGGACCUGUGCCUGUAUGGCCUACCCGAUGGAGAGUGGAAAGUGACCCUGCCAGUGGAAGAAGUCCCGCCCGAGCUCCCGGAGCCUUCGCUGGGAAUUAAUUUCGCGAAGGAUGGAAUGAAGAGAACGGACUGGCUGAUUUUGGUUGCGGUACACAGCGACUCGUGGCUCUACUCGGUCGCGUUCUAUCACGCUGCGCGGUUGCACAAAGCGGACAGGCAGCGGCUUUUCGGAAUGAUAAACAAUCUCCCCACUAUUCACGAGGUCCUCGCCAAGCCCGCGAAUAAAUCCAGCAGCAAAACCAAGAGCAAAAAGGCUGCUCGCGGCAGCAGCAACAACAGCAACAGGCGGAGAAAGAAAGAGGAGGACGAGGACGAGGAAGAGGAGGAGCAAGACGAAGAAGAGGUGGAAGAGAACUCUGAGGAGGAGGAAGAGGAGGCGUUUUGUGGGAUUUGUGCUGAUCCUCACAACACGUCCCAGUUUUGGAUCGCGUGCGACUCGUGCCGGAAGUGGUACCACGGUAGCUGCGUAAAGGUGAAUGCAAGCAAGGCUGCCGGGAUCAAGAGCUACAAUUGCCCAUCCUGUGCCAAGAAAAGAGCUCGCCACUGAUUGAUCCAUUGAGCCGUGGAGGAGAAAAAUCUCCACUUGUGUUCACUCUUGGAUGGUGAGUGAGUGCUCUCUUUCUCCUCUUUGUUCUUGUAUGUACACUCUCUGUCUCUCUUUUUCUUUUUCUUUUCCUGGGCUUUGUCCAGCCAGUUUUGUAACAGCUUCCCAGUUUUCCCCAAGGUAAAAGAUAGAGAAGGAAAUAACAUCUUAAUCUAUCA
This is a messenger RNA of Selaginella moellendorffii, 964 nucleotides long. RefSeq names its product PHD finger protein ALFIN-LIKE 4. Gene Ontology annotation, molecular function: histone binding; transcription coregulator activity; transcription cis-regulatory region binding. The transcript has 5 exons. Gene Ontology annotation, biological process: regulation of DNA-templated transcription. Bases 24 to 749 code for a protein of 241 amino acids. The record is from RefSeq and is a predicted model, not a curated record. NCBI's taxonomy places the organism in Eukaryota, Viridiplantae, Streptophyta, Lycopodiopsida, Selaginellales, Selaginellaceae. Gene Ontology annotation, cellular component: nucleus.